Messenger RNA from Ceratotherium simum simum (southern white rhinoceros), 969 nucleotides. NCBI's taxonomy places the organism in Eukaryota, Metazoa, Chordata, Mammalia, Perissodactyla, Rhinocerotidae. The record is from RefSeq and is a predicted model, not a curated record.
GGCCCGCGAGAGGACUCGGGACUGGCUGCGCGCUUCCGGAACUUCCCGGCCCUGCGCGUGCGGACGGCGUCGCCUGGAGCCCGAGCGGCGCGCGAGGGGUCGCGGUCAGGUGAGCGACAAUGGCCAAGAACAAACUAAGAGGGCAGAAGUCCAGGAAUGUAUUUCACAUAGCCAGCCAAAAACACUUUAAGGUUAAAAAUAAAGCAAAGCCAGUUACCACUAACCUUAAGAAGAUAAACAUUGUGAACGAGGAAAAAGUUAACAGAGUGAAUAAAGCUUUUAUAGAUAUACAAAAGGAACUAGCACAUUUCUCAAAAGGCCUUUCCCUUGAACCUCUACAGAAACAGCUGAUUCCUCAGCAGUGUCAUGAAAAUGAACCAGUUAAUAUUGAUGAAGCUACAAGAUUAAUGGCUCAGUUGUAAUACACUGAUGAUGCACCCAAUUCCCCAAAAAGACCAAUAAAUUAAAUGUUUUAUACAAUUUUAUUUUUAAAAAUCUUGUUAAUGUACAGGCAUUGGCACAUUUUAAACUACAUAAACAGAUCUUUCCUAUAAUCUAGGAAAGUGGAAUGUCAGAAGUCAACAAAAUGUGAUCAACUUAAAGUGCUAAAACAGAAGGCACUUCACAAAAUCUGUUCACUGAAACAGUGGGUAUAGCCUAGUUUACAGCCUUCACUUUAGAAGUGGCAGUGAAUUCUGGAUGGGAGGACACAGAAAUGGGACAGUUUCGUGGCAGUAAAAAUAUAAGACAACAAGUGAUGAGCCCUUGGCCAACUUUUCUGUUUUUCGAUGACCUUCAGUCUACUUUAACUUUCCUCUUCCAGGAGGAAAGAACAGAAGGAUUCAGAACUGGAAGAAAAGUUGAAAUUCCAGAAUGUAAUUACUUGAGGGUGGGGGUUGGUGGAGACUUAAUCACUUUUUACCCUGAAGCAGAGCCCUUUGUCUUUAUGGUUGAAGUUUUGUGAAGUAA